Molecule: messenger RNA, 2053 nt
Organism: Bolinopsis microptera
Lineage: Eukaryota; Metazoa; Ctenophora; Tentaculata; Lobata; Bolinopsidae
Exons: 1
Coding region: 59-1990 (643 amino acids)
Source: RefSeq, a predicted model, not a curated record
AUGAAGUAGAGCAACACCUCCUCUUUCCAGAUGUAAUGAGCUCGACGCUUUGAUAAUCAUGGAACUUCCCAUCCUACCAUUUUCACCACCUAACGUCACUGUUACCCCUCACCCACCAUUGGUAUCACUCAGCUCCUUCUUACCUCCACCCUUCCUCAACCCCUUCACUCCACCACUCUCCCUCUUAAAUAAUCCCUCCUUCUUACAGUACCCGCCACACAUCCCAGUUUCACCCCUUCUCAGCCCCUUCACUCCUCCACAUUCCAUGGCCCCUUACCCUCAGCUACACUCCUACACACAUUUCUCUCCCUCGCAUUCCAUCUCCCCUUUCUCUAACCCGCCCUCGGCCUCCCUCACCCCCUUCACUUCUCAACCUUCACCUCACCAUGUCCCCGCACCCUCUCCCCCAUAUUCCUUACCUCGUUCAGAGCUCAUCGUCUUGUCAGAUGAUGAUAGUGGUCGAGACUGCGCUCUGAUCCCUGAACGUGUCACACCAGCAAUGAGGAAGCAGCUGGAGUCACAAAGAACUUGUCAGAUAGGAUGCAGUGAUCCGAGUGAUUCACUCCGGACAGUGGAUCUGAAGCUGACUUCAAUUGUUAGCCUUGCUGGACAACAAGAACACUGGCACUGGAACAAGGAAACUUCUCUCAAUCCUCCGAGUGAGGUAGUUGACCCUAUGACUCGGUCGCUCGAGUCCUCUUCUUCAGCUCCUGUGGCAGGACAAUCCUCAGUGUCUCGGAUACAGGUCAGCUCAGUUGUGAGUCUCUCAGAUAAUUUAUAUUCCCCUAAUCGCGACAGUAAACACUCUGCAGAACACGGAACUAAACUUGUUGAACCAACCCAGCCGAAGGCAUUCAGCCUGUCCUCGGUCAACAGUUUCUUUAAAGAAUUAGAGCCCACUAUCGAAUCAAACCCUGAAUCACCCUCAACAUCAAACCUGGGGUCGAACCUUGAAGCACCCUCAACAUCAAAUCUCAAAUCGAUCAUUGAAGCAUCCUCAAUAUCAAGUCUAAAGUCGAACCUUGAAACACCAUUAACGUCGAACCUCGAAACAUCUUCUACACCAAACUCGGAUUUUCACCAAAAGGUGGAAAGUAUCCAGCCUGCUCACUUCAUACUCGAGCCCGUUACCUUGAAGAAAACUAAAUUGACAACACCAGCUCCCAGCGAUACUUCGAUUGUUGUAAUCUUGGAUAAUAACACUAAAAAGCUAAAGGAAGUUACCGAGGAGCCUUUAGUAAAUUUACGGGAACAUUUUCAGCCAACUCCACUCCUACUUGUUAACCAAAUCAUCAGCUACAAACAACUGUACGAGUCUAAAGACCUGUCCAUGCAAGCCAUUAGAGACAUCACAACCUGCCCACUUUGCAGGGUAGCUCUAAACAAGAAAAUGAAGAACUGGACCUCACCCAAACUUCAGAUGAAUAUAAUAAAACACAUGAAGACAGUUCACAAGGUGGUGGGUAUAAAGUGUAUCUCCUGCAAGAAAACCAAGGUACCUGAACACGAUAUACCGUGUUUGUGUAGGACCUGUGAUGUUUGUCUCAAGUCCUUCCCAUCAGGAACCUGUUUUGAGAGGCAUGCUAAAAGCGCCCACAUCAAGCUGGUAGAACCUGAUUCCAAGGAUACAAGUUUCUUCCAGUGCAUCCUAUCAAACUCUUGUAACUUCUCCUGCAGCUCCAACCUCAAUUUCUCCAAACACCUGGCUGAGGAUCACCAUGUGAUUACCUAUCAGGACGAGAACCCAACCAACACUAUAGUUAAAUGCCCUCUCUGCUCCUUUAAAAGUGACACGGUCUCCAAGUUGAGAUCGCAUAUCAGUAGUUUUCAUUUUGCUUCCGGAGCUGGCAAGAAGUUUCGUGAUAGAAAGCACAAAUCUUUGUCGAGUAGUAUCUUUGUUUUUAGCAGUAGUUAUGAGAGGGGGAGUGAUGUCGGGGUGUUGUCGAAAGACAGUGGUCCAGAUCAGGAAGACGAUGUUGACGUAGGCUAAAUUAUUAAGUUGAUGAUAUAUUUUGUAGCUCGUAGCAGUAGUUUUUAGAUGCUAGUAUUUAUU